This is a messenger RNA of Drosophila arizonae, 1021 nucleotides long. It is a transcript of the gene Alr, whose product is annotated as Evr1_Alr domain-containing protein Alr. The record is from RefSeq and is a predicted model, not a curated record. Gene Ontology annotation, molecular function: flavin adenine dinucleotide binding; flavin-dependent sulfhydryl oxidase activity. Gene Ontology annotation, cellular component: mitochondrion. NCBI's taxonomy places the organism in Eukaryota, Metazoa, Arthropoda, Insecta, Diptera, Drosophilidae.
AGUUUAAAAAAAACACACGAAAGAGGAAAAACCUGCGUUUUGAAUUAACGUGCACUAAUCGAAGAUAUUUGUGGCAAUUUAGCAGCGCUGCCAGACUUUUGGCAGCUAGUAAAACAACGACCUGCAGCGAUGUUCAUUAACAGUGCCUCAAUAUUGCGUUAAUCGAAUAAGAAAAAUCGGCGUUGAAUACAUCGCUGUUAAAAAAAAUCUACAGAGUACAAAGAACGACUCAGAUUUGCGUUAACGGUAAGCAGCUGACUGCCCAUGUGGAAAGUAUUCAUUCGACGUCACAGCUAUCAAAGUAAGGUAGCUCCUAAUCGCGAGGGCGCCCGAUUGAUUAUACGCCGUCUACAAAAAACUGUUUUGCGAAUUUUGCGUGAUCCCGAUUUCAGGAUGUCAAAAUCAUCAUUUCAGCAGAAGCCAGCGGAACCAGAACCUCAGGUGGAUGGUGCGCAAUUUAACGUGCAUCGAAAUGGAAAACCGGAUAGCAAUUGUCGCACAUGCAACGAUUUCAAGUCAUGGUCCAAACAGCAGCGCCUUAUAUCAAAUACGCAAGCAGCUAAGGAAAAGCAUAUAGCCGCCAGCGAAAAGCUAACUGUAAAUGCAGCCGGCGUCGCCGCACCCCGAGAAGACUGCCCCUUGGAUAAGGUACGUCUUGGCAUAUCUACUUGGGGCCUGCUGCAUACCAUGGCUGCCUUUUAUUCCGAUAAUCCCACUGACACAGAAAAACGAGAUAUGCGCACCUUUUUCGAAGUACUCUCGCGUUUAUAUCCAUGCGAGUAUUGUGCCAAAGAUUUUCGCUCAGAUAUCGAAGUGAAUCCCGUAAAUGUAAAUUCACAAAAGGAUUUAGCUAUGUGGUUGUGCAAGUUUCAUAAUCGAGUCAACGACAAGCUUGGUAAACCACUCUUCGACUGCAGCAAAGUGAAUGAGAGGUGGCGUGACGGCUGGUUGGAUGGAUCCUGUGAUUAGGCUUAACAUAAUAAGCUGCAAACAUAGAUACGCACGCUUAUAUAUAUAAGUA